CCUGUUCUUGUGCUUCAAAAGUUGUUUUUGUGAGAAUGAGCAGUAGAACGUUUCUUCAUUGCGAAACGUCUUCCAUGUUGCAGCCCAACGACAGGCUGCGUGCGAACUUGGAACAGCAGCCCUUCAACUACAAGGCGACUGUGCUGCUCCCCGAUUGCGGCUGCCUUCCCUCUCAACUUGACACGCCAUUGAAGAGUUUCCAAAGUUUCUACCUCGUCCGGAAGCUUCCACUCUACGAACUACUGGACAAACAAGGUACAGACUUGUUAGCAUACGUGCCAAACAUAUCAACAACACGCAUGCAUGCUUUAGGAGGCGUGUGCGGCCUGUCCUACAAGACUCGCAUUGAGGAAGACAACUGCGCCUUCCUCAAGCCAGACGGACACCUGUGCCUGUCCCUGGACAAAGACUCAUACGAGCGCUUGGGCAUCGAAGGCAAAGCGUGUAAACCAAAGUCCACCAGAUAUGUGGUCGUCGUGGAUUUGUCAGACAGCGGCAUGGCUCCGGGCGGGUGCGGCUACCGGCGUCUCCUCAGCGGCCUGACGUCACGUCUUCCGCUAAAGAUGGACUUUCUGUUGGCGGCUCAUUCAGGUGGCGGAGACGCACUGGAGUUGCUGCUCUCACGAUACGAGCGGUCGCAACACACGCCAGAGGUCAGCAGUCGCCUUCUGACCGACCUGACCCGCCCCGCCCCGCUGACUUCGGACCUGCGUUCGUACGACCCCUUCGGCUUUCUAGAGUGGCUCGGGGCCGUCCAAGCCGACAUCAGCUGCGCUGACAUCACCGACGGCUUCCUGUCAUCGCUGGAGUGUCCUCGAGCGUCCGGCGUGUCUUCUCCGAGCUCCUUUCUGCUCUCGGUGCGCGGUCUGCUGCUUCCCGAAAAUGUCAUGACGCUCGUCCGGCAGCUCAGGCACAUCCUGGAGGGUCCCCGCCCCCCGCCCUGGGCAGCCGUGACCGUUUACGCCUUCGCGGACAAUCUGUACGUGCACGAGCGAAACUUCUACACGCUGCUGCUUUUCCCUGACCACGCCUACUCUCUGCACCUGGCCAGGCCCGCCUCCUGAUCACGCCCAAAUGGACUUGUGGAAGUUAAUCAGGAGAGCAAAUAUCAUUUGAAAUUCAACAUGUUCAAAGGUCGACAAAUUUUCAGAUUGCUUUAUUUUACUUUGCCACAAGAGACGACUUUUUAUUUUUUUGUUGUGAUGUUUAACAAAGUCAUCUGUUUUGAUAGAGGCAGGAAUUAAAAA
Molecule: messenger RNA, 1247 nt
Organism: Syngnathoides biaculeatus (alligator pipefish)
Lineage: Eukaryota; Metazoa; Chordata; Actinopteri; Syngnathiformes; Syngnathidae
Gene: rpp40
Product: ribonuclease P/MRP 40 subunit
Exons: 7
Coding region: 36-1064 (342 amino acids)
Biological process (GO): tRNA 5'-leader removal; tRNA 3'-end processing; endonucleolytic cleavage in ITS1 to separate SSU-rRNA from 5.8S rRNA and LSU-rRNA from tricistronic rRNA transcript (SSU-rRNA, 5.8S rRNA, LSU-rRNA)
Cellular component (GO): ribonuclease MRP complex; multimeric ribonuclease P complex
Molecular function (GO): ribonuclease P activity; ribonuclease MRP activity
Source: RefSeq, a predicted model, not a curated record